Oikopleura dioica is the source of this 1467-nucleotide messenger RNA. The record is from the annotation of a GenBank genome assembly. NCBI's taxonomy places the organism in Eukaryota, Metazoa, Chordata, Appendicularia, Copelata, Oikopleuridae.
AUGCCGCCCGGGAGCGAGAAGGAAAGAGACGUUUUUGACCAUGGAGAUGAUGGAAGAACAACUCUGCCGCCCCUCUUGGAGUCCCUCGCAAAAGGAGAGAAAGACGCGGCGAACAUGGUCCUAGCUUACGAGAUCUCUGUUAACGACGAGUUUGAAUUGGAGAAAGAAGACCCUGCUGAAGAUUCCGUGCAAGGGAAGAUCAAGUCUACGGUUGAAAAGGCUUUUUGGGAUGUCGUCAGGGAUAAUUUGAAGAAUGGGGAUGAUGAGAUGGUUCUUCCAAUGAUCAGAGAAAUUCGCGAGCAAAUCCUCACCUUCCUGGCGCCCAAUUCUGGAACACGGGAGCGCAUCAAAGGUCAAAUUGACAUCGAGCUGAUCGAGCAGCAAAUCAACCAAGGAACGAUCGACUACGGCGAGCUCUUCGGCGGGUUAAUUACCUUACUUGGCCAGUUGUGCUCGCCAGCGCGCGAUGGACUUGUGGAAAAAGCGAAGAAGGAGACAGAUCAUGUCUCGCAGAUGGCACACAUAACCAAUUUACUCCGGCUCAUGCGAAUCGACAUGACUAACUACGCUAUCAGACAAAUUCGGCCUACCAUUCAGAAACAACACGUGCAACUCCAGCGCGAAAAUUUCACCAAAUGGGCUCAAGGUCGCGGAGACGAUGCAACCAGAUUGACGGUCAAAUGGCUUCGGAAUGGAAUACUGGAACUUUCCCGCGCCGGCAUAGAGCCAAAGCCUUUCGAUAUCUUGCGAAAGUGUUACUGCCUUACUUUGGGAACCAUGGACGUGAAAGAAUGGCCAGAAACACUUGUGAAUGAAGCAGAACGACUGUCGAUUAUCGGAAUCGAGUUAAAGAAAAUCCUUCUCAUCGCUUCGUCGUUUUUGAUCAUUGCAGCUGCUGUUCCAAGACCCUACAUGUGCGUCAAAAAUCAACUCAAAGUCAAAUUAAUGCCCAUCGCCGCCCGAACAAAACUUGAAGACCUUCCCUUGGCAAUCGCUGUCCAAGCUAUUGAAGAGCUCAAAUCGUUCAACUUGCCUGACGAUGUCCAAAAUGUGAUUCAAGGGCAGAUUACCGACCUCAAUGAUACCCAUUCCAUCUACAGCCUUCUCCAUAAACGAGCGAUGGACUUUCUGUCUGAAAUCGCAGUUCCAUCAUCCAACAACGCCCCAGAAACACCCAAAGGUCUAUCAAACAUUCAAACCGAGCUCGCCCAACUGGCCACCAUCUUCGGCCGCGUCUGCGGGAUGAACAGAAUGGUCUUCGCCGAGUUCUACUGUCAUACGAUCAAACAGAUGUUGGAGGCUAAUUCAGGCCCGUUGACGCCUGGAAGGUCGCAGCAAAUUGACGAUCUAAGUCGAUCUCCCGAAUCUCCUGCCCGAUCGCCUAGAAGCCCUGCGAAUUCUGGGUUGACUCCUAGAAAAGAAAAACCCUCUCCAACUCCAGCAAACGACGACCUCGACCUCGACUGA